This is a messenger RNA of Ochotona curzoniae (black-lipped pika), 462 nucleotides long. RefSeq names its product SEC61 translocon subunit gamma (gene SEC61G). The record is from RefSeq and is a predicted model, not a curated record. Gene Ontology annotation, biological process: post-translational protein targeting to membrane, translocation; protein targeting. Lineage: Eukaryota; Metazoa; Chordata; Mammalia; Lagomorpha; Ochotonidae. The transcript has 4 exons. Gene Ontology annotation, cellular component: membrane; Ssh1 translocon complex. Gene Ontology annotation, molecular function: transmembrane protein transporter activity. The coding region runs from base 104 to 310 and encodes 68 amino acids.
UGGGCGGGCUGUCGUCGCCGAUGAGUUUCCGGUUCCGGCUGUCGGCUCUGUGCGCCUAGUGCUACGUGUCCUUGGCGACUUGUCGGCCGCGCGUUGGGCAAUCAUGGAUCAGGUAAUGCAGUUUGUUGAACCCAGUCGGCAGUUUGUAAAGGACUCAAUUCGGCUGGUUAAAAGAUGUACCAAACCUGAUAGAAAAGAAUUCCAGAAGAUUGCCAUGGCAACAGCAAUAGGAUUUGCUAUAAUGGGAUUCAUUGGCUUCUUUGUGAAAUUGAUCCAUAUUCCUAUUAAUAACAUCAUUGUUGGUGGCUGAUACCUUUUGGAAGACUCAUCUUGGGGAUUGAUGAACAAAUGACUUGAGAAACUCAUGGAGUAAAAAUUUGCCUGCAUUUUGUGUUUUUUUUUCCAAGAUUUUUUUUUUUAUUUCUAAGUUUAAACAAUUUCAAAAUAAAAAAAAAUUUUCCC